CAUUGCGCGAGAUGUCAUCAGCAGCAGUGCGCCGCCAUUGUGUGUAAACAAUCGCCGCCAUGAGCAAGCAAUCGACGAACAAAAUUAAGUUGCAACCUUUGCCAGCAGGUAUCAAGAAAUCGGCGAUUAAAGUUUCCAGAAUGGAAUCUCAUCAAAACAGUCUAACAAGACUUCCGCCGCUCACGAACAUCGCGGUUAAUGUGACGUCAUCUGUUACGUCAUCAACGCUUGCGCCAUCAGGGCGACAGCCCCUGAAACCAAUGACGUCACUGCAAACAAAUCUUGGCAGCAGAAUUUCUGAUAAAACAGUAAAGUCUACGUCAUCUGUGACGUAUUCUUUUCCACCGAUGACGUCACAAUCGGAUCAACACGUACGAAGACCAAAGAAACUGAGACGAAUUAAGAAACACUACAGCGAUUUGUACAAAGCCGGAGAACUGUCUUUGCUGCCGAAAAAUUUCGACAUAAAUGGAUGAAUAAAAAAAAAAACUGCUUGCAUAUAUUUUACCGCGUACCAAUUUCUUAUCUGUAGGACUUCAAGGAUUAAUUACAAACAGCCUUACACCUUACAGUGCUUGAGCCCAGCGACGUUCCUCGAGCAGUAGCAGAUAAUCGAACCUUAUUACUUUUUAUCUCUUGCUUUUAAAAAGCUGGCUCAUAUUUUGGCCACUAUUUUUUGAUGUGCAUUUUAGAGUAAACAUGGAAUUAAAUUUAAGCGACAAUGAAGAACACUCGCCGUUUAAACUUCGAAGAUUCCUGACCCCACUUGGACAGUUUCGGCCUCGUAGAUUUUCUUCGCCCCUACCAAAAAAGCUGCAUUUAUUUGAUGACGUCGCCGAUGCUAAGCCACGUGAUGAAAGCUGUUCCACGCUUUUCGAUUCCGGAAUUGGAUCCACAUUUGCAGAUUAUGAUGCACCAGACAAGCCGCGGCAGUGUCCGCCGUCGAUAACUUGGAGUACAAAUGACGAAAAUAUUCUGACGUCAUCCGCUGGAAACGAUGAUGAAAUUGCACGAAAUCUAACCAAGCUUGCGCUGCAGUUUCAGAAAUACACGCCCAGUGGAAAGCAAUGGCACCAACCAGCACUGAAGCAACGCAAGCAAACAACACCGCACCAUUUCGAAACUGAAAGUGGUAAAUAUGAUGACAAAACCGAAUACUUUACGCCGGGGAUUAAAUCGACAGAUUUCGUCACCGGCGAUGACAACAGUUUUGACGCAGAUUUCAGUGCGGUCGUCGGAUCAGCUUCAAAGCGGAAGAAUGCUUCGUCAAAGUUCAAGACAAAGCCUUGUACUACAUACUACACGAUUGGCACUUGCCCCUAUGGCGAUAAAUGCAACUUUUAUCACACGGAAGACGAAAAAAAUUCAACAAGAGUUAAAACCCGCCUCUGCAAGUCAUGGAACUCUAGUGGGGCGUGCGAGUACGGCGAAAGAUGUGACUUUGCACAUGGAAGCGAAGAGCUUGUUGUUAAAUAUAAGACACGGAUGUGCAAAAUCUUUCAAGCGACUGGUCGAUGUCCGUACGGCACCCAAUGCACUUUUGCACAUUAUGAACGAGAAAAACGUAAGGACAUCUCAACAGUGUACAAGUUUAAGACUGAGAUGUGUCAACUGUGGCUGAACAACAAAUGCGUAUUUGGGGCUGCAUGCCAUUUUGCUCACGGGGCUGAAGAAAUGAAAAUUCCUCUCGAGUCGAACGAAAACUGAUCAAGAUUUAUGCACUUUAUCACUUCACCUAUUGAAUCACCUGCGUGCCUUCACUGUGUUGUGUUUUUCCUCUUUGAGUGUUGUUUGUUUUUCUUGUUACAUUGUUUUCACAAUGCUUUGGCGUGUGUUUUAGUUAAGUUUCUUCAAACUUAAACCGAAGAGGUUUUAAUCUCUUUGCUUAAACAGUUGUCCUUUUGGUACAAAAAGUGUACGUAAGUUUUUCUACCUAAUUAUUUCUCUAAUGAAUAAGAGCGCUUUUUAUUUUCCAAUUAUAAUAUUUGCCGUGCAUAUUAAACCAUAGUUUAAUAAAGAAGUGUAUUAUUAAACUAUGAUUAAACUAAGAUUGCUUGUCGUAAGCAUCAGAAAUAUAGCGAUUAACGAUUUCGGGGACGAAAUCAUAUUUAAUUUGUGACGUCAUGUAUAUAUUGAUUUCUAUUGCACCCGCCAAAUUUUCAUUUUUGUUUUGUUUCUUAAAUAUUUGUAAAGUUCAAGCUUUUUCGCUUUUGCGUUUCAUUUUUUUGUAUGAGUGGAUUUCUAAAAAAACAUUAAAUUACACAACUGCCUAAAUUAUGAAGUCGGAAAUAUCAGUUGAUAAAGGAGCAGUUGGGGAUGGUUUGGACAGUCAAGUAAAUUCGGUACGUCAUUCAAUUGUAUUUAAAGCAGCUACCUUUUUGUUUUCUGGCUAAUAUAUGUGUUUGGAAUAAUAUGGCAAUAAACCGUGAAAUAAUGUG
Molecule: messenger RNA, 2438 nt
Organism: Ciona intestinalis (vase tunicate)
Lineage: Eukaryota; Metazoa; Chordata; Ascidiacea; Phlebobranchia; Cionidae
Source: RefSeq, a predicted model, not a curated record